Messenger RNA from Drosophila melanogaster (fruit fly), 974 nucleotides. RefSeq lists its product as uncharacterized. Gene Ontology annotation, cellular component: extracellular region. Lineage: Eukaryota; Metazoa; Arthropoda; Insecta; Diptera; Drosophilidae. Gene Ontology annotation, biological process: proteolysis. The record is from RefSeq and is marked reviewed. The coding region runs from base 18 to 911 and encodes 297 amino acids. The transcript has a single exon.
CUUAAACGCUUUAUGUUAUGAAAUAUAUUCGGGAAAUCUUUUCAAUCGCUCUUCUUCUGACAGAAGUCGGAGCUGCACACUCUAGUUGGUGGAAUUCUUCAGCCUCGUACUUGCAUGGCAGGCCACCAGUGAGAACAUUGAACAAGAAUGGAAUUCGUCGAACCUCGGGUGGUCAUGCGGUCCCUUGGCUAUUAAGGAUAGUUGAUGGACCUACUUUCGUCUGCGGAGCCUCGUACUUAAGUGCUUUGUAUGCCCUCACCUCAGCAAACUGUAUGCAUAGUCAUAGGUCACAGAUGGAGUCGCUCAGUGUGGAGUUGGUAUCGUCGGACAGCCGGCAGGAUAAUCAGCUUGAUUCGCAUGAUCCUCCAAACGCCCUUAUCCGCAACAUAAUCGUUUCGAAGGAUUGGCACUGGCCUGGAACUUUUAUGGAUGUCGCUGUCAUAGAACUGACCAACCGCCUGCGUGGCAAUCGGAAUAACUAUGUUACCCUCUGUACCAAUCCGCUGAGCUCGUACAAAAGCCUUUCCGUUGUGUCCUACGGCGCAGGACCCGCGGAAAACGUACGAACAGAAGAAAUUGAGGUGCUCAACCGAAUGAUCUGCGAUUCGGCGUACGGCAAUUUUCUUCUGCGCGAAACUGUCGCCUGUGCCAAGGAAUUUAAAAGGAGCGCAGACUGUAUGUUUAGCGCCGGAUGUCCUGUGACUGCUGGAGAUCAGCUUUGUGGUAUCGUCGCCUGGAGUCCCGCCUGCAAGAGAUCCAAUUUACCAGGGAUCUUCACCGAUAUCCAUCAGGUUAAACGAUUCAUUCUGAAGGCGAUCAGUGGAAAGCAUAAGGGCACUAGCCAUCCAAAAACGGAACGGGCAUCAGAUAACGUACCCGAGUGGCACUCGGGUCUCUGGCUAAGUCGUUAAGCUCAUUGUGUGCAUCCAUGUCUUUUACUAUUAUGCUAUUAAAGUUCAUUUUGGGAAUACCCU